Terrapene triunguis (Three-toed box turtle) is the source of this 1677-nucleotide messenger RNA. It is a transcript of the gene MTX1, whose product is annotated as metaxin 1. Gene Ontology annotation, biological process: mitochondrion organization. The coding region runs from base 550 to 1452 and encodes 300 amino acids. The record is from RefSeq and is a predicted model, not a curated record. Gene Ontology annotation, cellular component: SAM complex. NCBI's taxonomy places the organism in Eukaryota, Metazoa, Chordata, Testudines, Emydidae. The transcript is spliced from 6 exons.
AUAUCAGAACUGAGGAGUGCUGGUUCCCAGCUUCCCUUGAGGCUGCUGGGCUGCACUGCCUUUAAACAAAGCUUUCCAUUUAAUUUCCCCAUUUUUUUAAGGAGGCAGGCAAACAAACAGCUCCUCUUUCCUGACUUCACGGCCCUGCCCCGGGGCGGGGGGACAUUCUCCCUUUUGGAACUCAGCUGUCAGAGCCGCCCAGAACCCCUGCCAGAGCUGACAGCUUUGCGACCAGCUGGCCCAACAUGGCAUUUGUUACUUCUGAAUCCUGUCGCCACAUCUAGCCUGGAGACCCCUCAGCAGGGGCUAGCCACAUGGAAAGUUCGUGUGUGAAGUCCAGCCAGUUCGGAGCUGUCCAUGUGCAAAAUCCAUUUCACCCUGGAAUAAGUCUCAACGCCAGACCAGUUCAGGCUUCCAAAAGGAAGUCACUGCGUGGGCUGAGACCAAACGUGGAAACCCUGAACGCCACUGGGGCACAUGAAAACAAAGGGGUCUCUUGCAACCCAUGUGUGAUGCUGGCACCCGCGCCAGGAUCCCCAAUGAGAGCAGAUGGGGCUGGGGGCGCUCGCUGCGUGCAGGAGGCCCAUGAAGGGGCAGCUCUGGGCAGGGUCUCCCCUGUAUUCCCUUUCUCUGCUUUCAGGGUGUUUACCUGCUCUGAAGACGAAGGAGGAAGGUGUCCUCUCCCAGAUGCACCAGAUCAUCACUCACCUCAGGAAACAGAAAUACAACGCUGACUACGAUCUCUCUGCGAGACAAGGGGCAGAUACACUCGCCUUUGUGUCUCUGCUAGAGGAGAAGCUGCUGCCCGUGUUGAUUCACACGUUUUGGGUAGACGCAAAGAACUAUGUGGAGCACACGCGGAAAUGGUAUGCGGAAGCCAUCCCCUUCCCGCUCAACUUCUUCCUGCCCAAUCGCAUGCACAAGCAGCGUCUGGAGCGGCUGCAGCUGAUCUGGGGGGAGAGCUGCUUGGCGGACGAGGAGGAGCUGGAGAAGGAAAUGUACCGCGAAGCCCGGGAGUGCCUGACGCUCCUGUCUCAGCGCCUUGGGGACCAGAAGUUCUUCUUUGGAGACUCCCCUGCUUCCCUGGACGCGUUCGUCUUCAGUCAUCUGGCGCCUCUCCUGAAAGCCAAGCUGCCCAACGGGAAACUGCAGCAGCACCUGAAGUCUCUGCAGAACCUGUGUGACUUUUGCUCCUCCAUCCUCAGCCUCUACUUCCCCUGGGACGGAGGGGAAGCCCCGUCCAGCGCCCCCAAGACGUCUGCCUCCGAAGGGACCGAGUCUGAGGAGGAGCCCUACAAAUGGCGCAACCAGAUCUUGUCGGUGCUGGUGGGACUGGCGGCGAUGAUUGGCUAUGCCUUCCUCAGCGGGAUCGUCUCCAUCCAGCGGGGCCCUCCUGGGGCUGCUGGCCCCCGGCCAAUAGCCAUGGAGGAGGAGGAAGAGGAGGAGGAGUGAGGCGCUGGUCUCAGGGCUUUGGUUCUCACUCGUCUCAGUAUCACUUGAACUGACUCUUUUUUUACAGUGCUGGGUACUGCCUAGUCUGAUUCCUGCAAACUGCCUCUGUGUCCCGGCAGGACCCAGUGGCCCUGUUCAGUCCGGAUCCCGGCGCUGCUACAAACACCAGCCCAGAUUUCUAGACUGUGUCGCAAGCAGUCUGCCCCCCACUAAUAAACCUGGAGC